Messenger RNA from Daphnia carinata, 2297 nucleotides. Its product is annotated as gustatory receptor for sugar taste 64e-like. Gene Ontology annotation, biological process: detection of chemical stimulus involved in sensory perception of taste; sensory perception of chemical stimulus. The record is from RefSeq and is a predicted model, not a curated record. Bases 908 to 2098 code for a protein of 396 amino acids. Gene Ontology annotation, cellular component: membrane. Gene Ontology annotation, molecular function: taste receptor activity. NCBI's taxonomy places the organism in Eukaryota, Metazoa, Arthropoda, Branchiopoda, Diplostraca, Daphniidae. The transcript has 5 exons.
CGUGAAUGCAACUACUUUCACGACUUUCGUGAGUUGAAUCUACAGUCCACCGCUCUGCCAACUGAGCUAUCGACGGAUGCAGUGAACACAACUAGGAAAAGGACAAGUUGCUGUACAGUGAAAGUCGUUAGAGCAACCAACCUAGACUUAGAGGUAGGGUACGAUAAAAUGCAAUUUACGUAAACGGCAAAACGCAGGUGUUCUAAAGGGAUGGGCUUGCAUUUAUCCACCACGAUGCAACGCCUGCAGUACCUGUCCACUCCUCUUUACCUUCAGGUGUAUUACAUAACCUGAAUCAAGGUCAUUUUGCUUUCCAGUUGGUGUCGUCUGUUAGUUGUGUCAUGGCAGCUCUGAUGUAUUCGCUUAAAGGCAACAGACUUCUGUGUAUACAAAUGUUUGUGGAACUAUAUCUCAAGCUUACAGAAGGCAGCUGUGUUUAUUUUUGUUCCACGCGUGUGAUCGUCCAUCCGGAUUGUAUUCAAAGGAUUGCCCGGCGUUUAAAUGUAUAGGUUUUGCACAUUUGUUUUAAUUUGCAAUUUAUUUAACGUUUAAAUUUUGUGUUUGAGUGACGUGUAUUUACCUUUUCAUGCUCUAGAAAGCUAAGAGCCCUUGCCUUACUUUUCGUGGAAGCACAGACAAUGUUUCCUUCGUCAAAAGAAAAAUGUGCACGUCACAGGUACUCAACAUUAAAAUCAAUUGAAAGGAAGACCGAGGACGACAGCCCAAACAACUCAUUGUGGAAUAUUGAAACACUGUUUGGCGCACACGGUAACAGCCUUUUAAUGUUAGUGCAAUUUAUUGAUAUCGUACCGGGCAAGCUACAAACGUAGUCAACAAAAUAGACGAACUUAAAGUAUAAUCGAACGCAGGGGAAGUCGGAUGUUAUACCCAAUCCUUCUAAUAGGAAAUGGCGGACAAAUCAGACGUUAUCCAAUUGUGGAAUCCCGUGAUUUCCUUCUUUCGUUGUUACGCAAUUAUCCCUUUAAGACAAUGUCAUAAAGAGCCUCACUUUGAACGAUGUCGCGGUUCGUUUUGCUGGUGUUUGCUAGUUGCCUUUGUUUAUUUUUUCGCAUUUAUCAUUUCGAUCUUGCUCGUUAUUGAUACGUUUCAUAGCUCGUCAAAGAUGAUUGCAGAUGCGACGUUCUAUUUAAUUUACUAUGCUCAUUGCGAGAUGACCGUAGUGUUUUUCGUAUUUCGAUCGUCGGACUUGUUGCACCUUCUUCAACACUGGAUAGGAAUUGAACGUCUACUCGAAGAGAAUCAAAUAGUUUUAGGAAAAGCUGUUAAAUUUCAGUGUUGGUUCAUUUUUAUCGCUACUGUCAUCAUGUCCAAUCUGGAGAAUGGAUUGUACAUUACUGGCGCGGUGAUGGACGCUGAAAAUGUGACCGACAUCUUUUAUUUACUGGUGAAGUUGGCGGGCAAAGAAACUGAUUUAAAUCCUUACUUUGGUGACUACAAGGACAUCUAUGGAUUUGCUUUGAUUUUUGUCGAAUCGCUGAGCGAAGUCGCCUGGAUUUCCGGUGAUUUUAUAAUUGCGUUGGUCUCGAUCAUCUUGCGACGCUAUUACGAGGUACACUGCGAGCAAUUGCGAUCGCAACACGACGUCUCUUUCCAACAAUUGGAACGCCUGCGCCGAGUCCAGUUGGCGCUAUCUACGUUGACCCACAAAGUGGCUGAGAUUUUCUCGCCGUUGAUUCUCAUAACUAUCGGAUGCGACGUCAUUUACAUCCUGACGUUUUUGUACUCUGGACUGGACGCAGACAUUUCUAGUCCUAGUCUGCUCGUUCGUUUCAUUUUCACCUAUUCGUUCGCUUACGUCAUCCUGAGGCUGAUGUUUUCUGUCCACCUGGCUAGUCGGCUAACAGAAAUGCCAAAGAAGACGUUAGAUUAUUUGCAUAGGCUGCCUUCUCUAGCUGGCCACAGUAUGGAACAGCAAAGAAAUAGGCUGAUAAAGAUGAAUUUGAUAGCGCAAGAAAUUCAAAAUGAACCCACAGCACUUAGCGGAGGAGGUUUUUUUGUCUUGUCAAAGUCAUCGGCCGCAAAGCUAUUCGGUUUGAUCGUCACGUAUGAAGUUGUUAUGCUGCAAUUACCGCGCUAAGACACUGUCACAUACAACAUCUGCUAAUGUAUGUUGCACGACAUUACAAUUACAAGAAAAAUACUACAAGACAAAAAUAUACCAAUAUAAAAUACUAAAGACAGAAUAUGUGUCUAGUGCAACCUUAAAUCUUAAUCGAAGAAUAACGCUUUGUAGGUUAAUUGGCGGUGAGAAGUAAUGUCGUAUAGAAAAUAAAAAA